Messenger RNA from Hibiscus syriacus, 3762 nucleotides. Its product is annotated as TNF receptor-associated factor homolog 1a-like. The transcript is spliced from 13 exons. The record is from RefSeq and is a predicted model, not a curated record. Gene Ontology annotation, molecular function: protein binding. The coding region runs from base 189 to 3575 and encodes 1128 amino acids. NCBI's taxonomy places the organism in Eukaryota, Viridiplantae, Streptophyta, Magnoliopsida, Malvales, Malvaceae.
CUUUCUUUGCUCUUUCUCUUGCUGCUACCCCCUUUGUUUUCACUUUUGUCUCUGUUAUCCUCUCUAGAAUCUCAAGGGAGCUUCCAUAGCCCCUAUUUGAAUUAGCAAAAAGAUAAGCUUUAUUGGCUCCUUUCAAUUGUGUAGCAAGUGGAACUCAAGGAGUGUAGGAAGGAGCUUUCUAGGGGGGAAUGGCUGCGGUUGAAAGUGAGGAGUCUGGAGUGGGAAGGUCUGUGGAGGGGAUUUCAAGUGGGCAGCGUUGUCAAGCAGGGGAAGCGUUGGCAGAGUGGCGGUCUUCUGAGCAGCUAGAAAAUGGAACACCUUCAACUUCACCCCCUUACUGGGACUCUGAUGAUGAUGAUGGCGGUGGUGGAUCAAAACCUUCUGAACUAUAUGGAAAGUAUACGUGGAAGAUAGAGAAAUUUUCACAGAUUAACAAAAGAGAACUUCGUAGUAAUGCGUUUGAAGUUGGUGGCUACAAGUGGUACAUCUUAAUUUAUCCACAAGGUUGUGAUGUUUGCAACCAUCUCUCAUUGUUUCUCUGUGUUGCUAAUCAUGACAAACUUCUUCCAGGUUGGAGUCAUUUUGCACAGUUUACAAUUGCUGUCGUGAAUAAAGAUCCUAAGAAAUCAAAAUAUUCAGAUACUUUACAUCGAUUCUGGAAGAAAGAGCAUGACUGGGGGUGGAAAAAGUUUAUGGAGCUUUCAAAAGUUUAUGAUGGAUUUAUAGAAUCCGACACCCUAAUCAUAAAAGCUCAAGUUCAAGUCAUCAGGGAGAAAGCAGACCGGCCUUUUCGUUGCCUUGAUUGUCAGUAUAAGAGAGAACUUGUUAGAGUAUAUUUGACAAAUGUAGAGCAAAUUUGUGGCCGUUUUUUGGAUGAGAGACAACAAAAGCUAGUAAAGUUGAUAGAGGACAAAGCUAGCUGGUCAAGCUUCUGUGCUUUCUGGUUGGGGAUUGACCAAAAUGCCAGGCGCCGGAUGUCCAGGGAGAAAACAGAUGUGAUUUUGAAAGUAGUUGUGAAGCACUUUUUUAUAGAGAAGGAAGUGACUUCUACUUUGGUGAUGGAUUCACUUUAUAGUGGGUUGAAGGCACUAGAAGGUCAGAGUAAGGGCAAGAAAGCAAAGUCAAAAUUAUUGGAUGCUGAAGAAAUGCCAGCACCAAUUGUUCAUGUGGAAAAAGAUAUGUUUUUGUUAGUGGAUGAUGUGCUACUACUUCUAGAGAGGGCAGCUUUGGAACCACUGCCUCCGAAAGAUGAUAAAGGUCCUCAAAACCGAACAAAGGAUGGAAAUUCUGGGGAGGAUUUCAACAAGGAUUCAAUUGAGCGUGAUGAGAGGCAUCUUAUGGAGUUGGGCCGCAGGACAGUGGAAAUAUUUGUUCUCUCUCAUAUUUUCAGCAGCAAGAUUGAAGUUGCCUAUCAGGAAGCUGUUGCUUUGAAAAGGCAAGAAGAACUCAUUCGUGAAGAAGCUGCUUGGCUGGCUGAAAGCGAGCAGAAGGCUAAACGAGCACAAUCUGAAAAGGAGAAAAAAUCAAAGAAAAAACAGGCUAAGCAAAAACGGAAUAAUCGGAAAAGCAAAGAUAAGGGGAGGGAGGAGAAGGCUAUUGUGGCAGCACAGGAGAAGCACCAAGAGGACCACCCCAAUGAUGAAAAAGAAGCCUCCGUGAUGGGGGAGCAGCAGCCAGUGCCUGAAAAGGUUGAUGUUCUGGGUGAUGUUUCUGAUGUUUCUGAUUCAGUUGAUGCUGCCACAGAAGUUCUUCCGCCUGACUCAGAAGACAGAGAUGCCAGUCCUGUUAAUUGGGAUACAGAUACAUCAGAAAUUCAUCCUCCCACAGAAGCCUGUACCCGUAGAAUAAGUGGACUGUCGUGUGUACAAAAUGAAGUGACUGAUAGGAGGAGCCCAUCUUUAAUGGAUGAUAGUUCAUCAACGUGUUCAGCAGACUCUGUACCAUCGGUGGUCAUGAAUGGUCCCUAUAAAGGGAACUCAUUUUCAAACCACAAUAAAAAAUCACUGAGCAGAGGAAGGAACCAGCGAAGUAAAACAGUAAGCGAUGGCAGUAGUUGGACUACAGCUUCUGAUAAUCGGCCUUCUUGUACUGCAUUAGAUGCAGGGCAUCAACAUGAUGUUUCUGGAAGUAGUAAGGCCGGUGAAUCUGAGUCUGAGCCUGCUGUUUCCUCGUCAGAUCUGACAAAGUGGUCCGAGCAGGAUACUGCUAGGAAGGUGGAAGUUUUGCCGCAAAAGAAGCCCAGCACCCAAGGUUCAGUUGAUUUAGAAAGACCUGAAGAGAACACGGCUGCUGUGCCAUCCUCUCCAAGAAGCCCUUCCAGAAAUUUGCCAUCCUCCGUGCAGUUUAGGUCAGAGUACAGGAGUGCUGGUAGUGUAAAUUCUAUGCCGGUUAGGAAGACUUCAUCAAAGUGCCUGCAACAGAGUGAUAAAUCUACAUCUUCAACUAUAUCAAUCCAAAUAACUGAUGUAUUGAAAUCAGAGACUCAGAAGGCUGCAGCUCCAAAACCAAUUGAAAAACAUACGACCCCACAAGUACCUGUGAUGUCUAGGCCCUCCAGUUCUCCUCUAAUUCCUGGUUCUAGGCCAAUUGCUCCUGUUGUUUCUAUGGUUCAAACAACUCCUUUACUUGCUCGAACAGUUAGUGCCGUUGGCCGUUUAGGUCCUGACCCAUCUCCAGCUGCUAGUUAUGUUCCUCAAUCUUACAGAAAUGCCAUAAUGGGUAACCAUAAUGUUACUUCUAGUUCAGCUGGUUUUAAGCAUUCCAACUCCCCUAGCUCAGCAGUCAACCCAUUGCCAGUAUACUCGCAACCGCCUACCUUUGUUUCUACACCAAUGUAUAUGCCCCAGAGUUCUGAGAGGAUGGAGGCAAAUUCUAUCCAAUCAGGCAUUCCAUUUGGCAUGGUAACUAGGGAAACCUUUCGGAAUGCUCCCCACUGGAUGGAGAGUUUUCAUGGGGGUAGCAAUAGAAGCAUGCACUCUGAUCCUUCUUUGCUUGGUGAGAUUGAAAAUCUUGACUUGUACAAGUCUGUGCAUAAAGGAUCCAGGGAUCACUUUGCAAUGGAGUUUCCAGCCUGUGCAUCUGGGCGUCAGACCCAAGGUGUGUUGGCAGAUGAGUUUCCACAUCUUGACAUCAUCAAUGAGUUGCUUGAUGAGGAGCACAAUGUUAGUAGGGCAGGAGCAGGCUUCCCUGCUCUAUGCAAUGGCUCAUAUUUAUUAAAUCAGCAUUCUUCUUUUACAUCCGAUUUGGCCAUGUCAGAUGAGAUGCGAUCCUCAAGUGGCUCGUGCAGAUUUGACCAUGAUGACAGGUUCCAACCAGGUUACUGUAGUUCCUCAGGCAACCAUUUUGACACACCAAGGGAAUGUAUUCCUCAAGCUAGCCCCCCACCUUAUGCCGCCAGUGGACAACAAAUUGAUGGAUUGGUCCCAACCGGGUGGCAAAUGGCAUCUACCGAUCAGUCGUUACUUGGCAUGAGGAAUGGAAAUGGUGAAAGUUACCCAUACUACAGCCCGGAGUAUUCAAGUAUUGCUCGUGGCAUUAAUGGUUAUACUGUAUUCCGACCUUCGAAUGGGCUCUGAAAAGAGGUAAAACAAUGGAGUUUUUCCACAUUUUAAUGUUGCUUGUCUGAUACAAUAAUUGAUCUGAGGAAAAUUUGACGGGGUCUUAGAUUUGGAGUGAGUUUAUAAUUUAAUCUAUAAGGAAAACAUUUUGUAAAGAGUGUUCUUACUGCUGCUUUCAUUACAUCAAGCAUCUGCAGUUUUAUUA